Messenger RNA from Stylonychia lemnae, 2283 nucleotides. The record is from the annotation of a GenBank genome assembly. NCBI's taxonomy places the organism in Eukaryota, Ciliophora, Spirotrichea, Sporadotrichida, Oxytrichidae.
AUGAAGAUCAAGCAUCAAAUUCAUUAACUAGGAAUCUCCUUUGACAAUCAACUCUACGCCAUCACAAAAGAUGAUUACAGACUGAUAACCUCUAAAAAUUUACCUUAAAAUAUGCUGCGCUAAGAACCCAUCAAAUUUAACUAUAGCAGUUUUUUCAAAACACUACAGAUUAAAUCUGUAGUGCUGACUGGCCUCUCCCAUAUCUUUACAAUUACUAGAGAUGGUGUAGCUUUUGGCUUGGGAAAUAAUGACUUCGGAUAACUCGGAUUGCCACUAUUACAGCAGAAGUGUUUUAAUACGAAUCCGCACAACACAUCUAUCUCAUAAAACACUCAGAUGACGCAACUCAUUAGUAGUUGUUCUGCAAGUCAAAGACAUUCAGCUGAGCAUACAAUACAGAAUAAUCUCUAUUAACAAUGGACACCUUUGAUGAGUUUUGUGGAUUAGGGCAUACUGAUCAGAGAUAUCAAAUGCGGAGAUGACUUCUCUAUAUUUAUAUCUUAAGAUAUAUAGCCAAGGAUAUUUGUAAGUGGCUAAAACUCUCACUACUAAUUAUUUGGACUCCAAUCAGCUCUGACUGCUGAACCUUAAGAAGUUGAUUUAUCUGAUUUGAAAGCUAAUUGUAUUGCCUAAGAUUAUGUUAAGUAACUUGAAUGUGGCUCAACUUUUACUUGCAUAUUAAUGGGAUAUGGCUAGAUAUUUCAAUACGAUUCUUAUGUGAACAAUGUUCAGCAUAUAAAUUUUUUGAAAUCAAUUCAAUCGAAAGAGUUACACUUCUAGAGUUAGUUUCAACUAUUUAUAAAGAAUACUAAGAAUAUCAUGUUCAGGGCCAAUCUAAAAGCUUAGACAAUUCAAAUUGUGAAUGAAAAGAUUCAGCUCUUUGCAGCUAACGACUAGUUUACCUCAUUUUGCUAUCUCGCUAAGGAGUCCUCAGUAGAUAUAUAGAAACCGAAAAAAAUGGUAUGUGAAAGUAAUACAUCUAAUAAUACUUCUAAAAUGAAUAAAAGUCAACUUAACCUCUCUAAAAGUUCAGUAAUGAAGAGCAUAAAAGCUGGCAUCAAGAAAAAACUAAGUAGUAAGCCUAUCUAGUUGAAGGAGCUAUAUGUGAGUAAUGAUUUAAAUUAGAUAGUGAAUCAAGAUCUCAAUAUCCCCAAUAAUAUUGACAAUUAGCAGUCAGACUUGCUUGAUAAAGUCAAGGCUUAAUAGUAGGUAUUAAUGCUCCAAAGAAUGCUGGAUUAAAUGUAGUAAGAAAGUGUAGAGUUAAAGUCGCAAGUAAAAAGUCUAAAGGAUAGCAAGGAAAAGGAUUAGCAACUGAUAAAAAUGUUAUGUGAAAAUUUGGAUUAAUAUCAAGCUGGACUGCCUUGCAAUCAAUGCAAACUAUAUGAGAUUGAAAUAAAAACACUCAAAUAGAACAUGGAUUUACAGACUGAAAGAAUAGAUCAGCUUCAAAGAGAUUCGAUUCUAGUCUUCCAAUAGUCCAUCGCAAACAGAUCAAUUGUUGAGGCCUCAGGAACCUAAUACCUGAGAAGGUCUCCUAUAUCAAGAACCACACCUUUAACAGCAGAUCCCAGUGCAUUCUUCAAUGAUAUUACAAACUUCAACAAUAACCAAAUAACUUAAUACACGAAUAGAAGCAAUCAAAACGGGGCCACAGUCAAUGCUUUUGAGAUAAUGAGGAAGAGUGAUUGCUAUGGAGAGAUGGACUCAAUAGAACGAAGAAAGUACUUCACUUCUAGCUAGAAUACAAAGAGAUAGUCACCUGGCAACAACUACAAGAGAGCCAAUACUCAACUCACAUAUAAUAAGAACUCAGACAGGAAAAACUAAUGCAUUUUCACAAACAUCUAGAAUUCAGUUGAAAAAGAAGAUGAUCGAAGUGUAUUAGAGUCGAGGAUAAGAUUUGCAUCCAUACAUGAAAGUGUUAGUGACACCUUCGAUGACUUCUUAAAUAAAAGUGCAUAGAAAUUAAAGAAAAUCAUUAAGGAAUGCAGUACUUCUAAAAAAGGCAGUAUGAGGACAAAAAAGGAUGACUACAGUCCGAUGAAAGAGAAUGUGUAUUCAGCCUCCCCCUUUAACAUAAGUCUGUAUUCCAAGGAUACUGCUUCAAAGCAACAGUAAUAAAACAAUAUCUCUAAUAUGAGGAAGCAGCAGUAAUCAUCUCUAAAGAAAUACCAAGAAAAGAUUUCUAGACUAUAAGAAAAUAAACAAAGACUAUAAGAGAGACUGAAUAGUUUAAGCAACUCUACAACUAUUCAAGCAAGCUCAAUUGGAUUCAAACUUUGA